AAAGUGAUUUAUUUAUUUUUAUUUAUUUUAUUUUUUUUUUUAAAGUAUUUUACAAGGUUUUUAUGGAGUUACAGGCAUCUUCUAACAAAUGGCUUUUAUUUUCCCUAUUGGUCUGUCUGUUAGAGCCUCCAGUAGGAAUGUGAAUCGUGAGGAAUUGAACGAUUCUGAUUCCUUUUAACAAUUCUGAGUCAUUUGUUUGGGAAUCAGACAAUACUGGUUGCACUGCAUGUUUCACGCUGCUGGUUAAAAUAGCAGUAUUUCAGUGCUGCAUAGUACGGUAGUAGCAGGAAACACUGUCAGAGUAUUUUAGUACGGGGUUGCAUCAGCAGAAGAAUUCACGUUCGAGAACCAUAUACAGAACUGAAAGUCAAGAAAAUCCUUUGGUUCUCAUAUUUUUAAGGGUUACCAACCCUAGCCACCAUUUAACAGUUAUUCAGAAAUGUGUUUUCCCUAUUGAGCCAUAGGCAUUCUCUCGCCCAACCCACUGGCCUUUGCUCCUGGUCCCAAUAUAUUGAUGUGUAUUCUGCUGAAACUUGGCAGCAGGGUGUCGCUUUGUUUGUUUCCCUCCUCCAUGUGAACGUAAGAUUCCUCUGUGUGCCAAGAGGAUGAAGAAAUGAACAUGGAUUCUUUCAGCUGGACAACCAACAACCAACACACUAACAGCCAAUCGAAUGUCUCAUCCAACCGCUUUGCUAGCUGGGUUACUUUUGAUGAUGAUGCGGACAAUGUUUUCCAGCCUCCAGGGAGGCCAUCUAAAAUAAAACUAGACAACCUGAACAAUUCUCCACUUCAGGAUGCCAACAGCAACCUCAUUGCCUCUUCCUUUUGCAACCAGGUGACCGAGAGACACAUCCUGGACUUGACCCCAGAUGGCACCAGUUCCAUUUUUGCCUUUGAAAGCACACUGAACAACAGCAUCCCUUACAACAAGAGGAACCCAUUCCUGGAUGUUGAAUUCUCCAACCUUCAACCAUCCCCUAUUAACCCUUUUAGUGCCUACUUUGACAAAACAGAGGUGAAAACGUCUCAAAACAUUGGCCUGUGCCCGGAGACACCUGAUUUCUCAAAUGUCAGUUCACCGUUCUUUGGGUAUCAAGAUGCUGACAUCAAAAGGGAAUCUAUAGUCCUUUUUUCAGCAAAGAAGGACUCUGGGAGUGGAAAUGAAACUGUCCCAUCAGGCCCUCCUGAAGAUGGUCUGGAUCAGCUCAGGAAAAUACACAUCUCUGACCCUGACCGUGAUGGUAGUCCUACCCUACCAGACGAUUCUGUGGAUGCAGAAGAUUCUGAUGAAUCUGCCUAUAAACCAGAUCACAUGACUCCUCUGGAAGGGUGGCCUAUGCUGCUACGCAUCCCUGAGAAGAAAAACAUCAUGUCCUCACGUCACUGGGGACCAAUUUUUGUAAGGUUGACAAACAGCGGCCAGCUGCAGCUCUUCUAUGAAAAAGGGCUUGACAAGCCCUUCAGAGAGUUCCAGCUGAACUCCCAGCAUGAGAUAUCUGAACCCAAACUCCAGAACUACGAUGAGAAUGGCCGCGUACAUACUGUCAGUAUAGACCAUGUGGUUUACAAGGAGAAGAGGAAGAUCCAGCCCAAGGUUACGGUAGUUCAUAUGCCUGUGAAAGAGCAAGUGGUAAAGCUUGGGACCACAAACUACCAGGACUUCUUGAGCUUUCGUCAUACCCUGCAGGAGACCCUUGUGGGUCUCUCUGGAGAUAAAGAAGGCCUCAGCUGGCCUGCAGCUUACACAGAGGAGGAGAUCUAUGUGGAGGUGAGAGAUAACUUCUUUGGAAUUCUCUCCAAGGGGGACUGUCGUAUCUUGGAGCAGUUGGUUUUGACCCGAGUAAACAUGCUAGCCUUUUUGAAAGGCUCUCCACCUUGCAGUAUUGGCCUCAAUGAUGUCCAAGUCAAAGGUAAAGAAGUGGUUUCUCGGCAUGACAUAAUCCCCAACACAACGUCACGUUGGAUUCGCCUACGCGACUGUCGACUGCAUGAGUGUGCAGAUCACUCAGAAUUUGCAGAGUCUGGAGCCAUUACUUUUAGCCCACCGGUUGGUCGUCGCUUUGAACUGCUACGUUUUCACACAACGUUCGCAGAAAAAACACUUCCCUUCACUCUGAGAACAGUUGCUAGCGUCAAGGGCGCAGAAGUGGAGGUGCAGUCCUGGCUGGUGAUGUCAACAGGUUUCACAUCCAAUCGGGAUCCUUUGACGUUGAUACCAUGUGAGAAUGUUGCAAUCCGUUACCCCAUACCUGAAAUUUGGGCGAAGAACUUUAGGCGCGAGAGUGUGACGGGUGAGAAGUCCCUUAAGGCUCGCUUCAAUAAAGGAGCCAGCUUCGGUUCAACCAGCAUGUCAGGGUCAGAACCAGCCAUGAGGGUUACGCUUGGCACUGCAAAAUACGAACAGGCCUUUAAGUCUGUCGUGUGGAGGAUUAGUCGGCUGCCAGACAAGAACUCAGGGCUGGGGCAUCCUCAUACCUUCUUCUGUCAUUUGGAGCUGGGCUCAGACUGGGAGGUGCCUCCUAAGUUUCAAUGCCAGGUGGAGGUGGAGUUUGAUAUGCCCUCUGCCUCUGCAUCCAAAGCCACUGUGCGCUCUCUGUCUGUAGGGGACAGAACUGACUUGAAGAAAUGGAUCACCUACAAAUCACAUUACUCCUAUCAGGUUGCAGUAGAGGUAAAGAAUGAAAGCAUGAUGGAAAGCCCCCAGGAGGAGCAGCCAGGAGAGUGCUGUCAACAGUGAGGAAGAGCCUUUUUUCAUCCAGGAAAAGAGGGAGGUUUAAGGGUUGCACUUUGUUGAUUAGGAGAAUGAUCAGCUCUCAACUCAAGUAAAUAUUUCGUUUACAUUUCAUGCCCAUUUCAAAGAUUUGGUGUAGUAUUGAAAUGAAAUUGAAGCAUAUAUCCAGUAGGAAUGAUAUUCAAAAAAGAAUAAAAUGCUGCAUGAAACAAUACAUGAAUGUUCCAGAUGUCUACAUGCAUUGCAUGUCCUGAUAUGUGAAGAAUGUGAUUUACUAUUGCAGCAAAUUGUUAAUUUAGAGGUCCUUAUCAAGGCUUUUAUAUUACAAUCUUUGGGGGAUAAAAUCCUUAAAUUUUUGCCUAUAUCAUUGCAGCUGUCAUGUGUUGUCUUAAAUGUAGAUAUCACAGGAUUGUAAAAAAAAAAUAUCUGUAUAUUUUGGCUUAUUUAACUUUGUUCAGAGGAUAACGAGGGACUCCUUAACUAAUUCAUUUUAGAGCUUGUUUUAUUUUACAUAGACAAAAAUAAGUAAAUGACUUUUUAGUCUCAACUUAAACCAUGUAUGUUAGUAUUACAACAAAAGGUACCGCUAAUGCAAAAUGUAUACCUUAGAUUUGUGUUUGUUAUGAGUCUGAUUUAUUUUAAUUUAAUUAGCUGCCAUUUUUUUUUAAUAGAGUAGCACAUCUAUAACAUUUGCAUUAAAUUCAGAUUUGAAUGCUUGCAAAUGAGGCCCAUUUGUUAGUAGCUGCUCAGUUAAACUCUUAAAGCAGGAUUUUGCUCCGAACAUAGGUGGAGGUUUCAGUGAGGGAAAUAAAUCAUGAAAUAAUAUAGCCUGCACUUUGCGCAUUUUGAUGAGUUUAAAACACUGAAUUUGAUUAACAUUUAAUGGGAUAGUACAUUUACCAUAAUGACUUACUUACUUCUGUGGAAAGCAAAAGGAGAUGUUACUGUAGGCUAAAUGCAAGACUGACAGCCUUAGUCACCAUUCACUUUCAUUGCGUUUUUCCAUACAAAGUAAAUUGAUUGGUGACUGAGGCUAAUAAUCUGCCUAACAUCCCCUCUUGUGUUCCACAAAAGAAAGAAAGGCAUACAGGUUUGGAACAACAUAAGAGUGGGUAAAUGAUGACAGAAUGUUUCAUUUUGAGUAAACUAUCCAUUUAAGUUGCUCCAAAUAUUUUCUUUUGGUUAGUGUCAUAAUUAUUACAGAGGGCUUAAUCAUUGUGUUAAAUUAGCAAAACAAUAUUUGUCCAUUUACAUUUGUUGCAUUUUCAAUUCAUGUUUUGUUUUCUUCAAUCAUUAUAGUGCACAGUCCUAAUCAAGAACAUUUUUUUUGGAUUUUCUUUUAAUUUUAAUUAUGGCUAAAUGUUGUCCUCUAAAGCAUCAACAGAAAUACUCAAUAUAAUUUGUCAUCUGAACAUUUCAUGAUAUUUAGAGUUUGAGUCUGAUCUCAAUAAUGUUACACUGAAAGCACAGAAUGUAAAAAAAAAAAGUAAAAAAAAAAAAAAAAAAAAAUGUGUUUGAAUUUCUGCUGAUUAUGAAUCAUGUUUAAAAGUAGAUUUGACACAUUGAGUGUAUUGGCAAGAUUAUAAAAAAAGAUUGCAAUGUUUUCAAUGCAUCUGUUAGUACUGACCCUCAGUUAUAAUACUUGACAUUUGGCAUAGAAAUAAAUUGCUAAAGCCUUCAAUUUCUUAGUGUUUAUUAUGUUUUUAUGAGUUUGACUUUUUUUUUUCUUUGUUUAUUUUAAGCAAAAAAUCAUUUCAACUAACUGGUUUAAUAUCGUGAUGAUUAGACUGAAAUAUUGCAAAAAUACUAAAAAUGUGUUUGAUAUGUUUACUUAUUUUGUGUAUUACUUUUUUGCUUUACUUUUUCGUUUAUUGAUUGUCUACUCCAUAGCUGUAAUUCCACUAACCUCAGUCAAUCUGUGCACCUUCAUCUCUCUCAUUUAAAGAACUGGACGGGAUGCAUACAAUAAAGUAUGUAACACAGAAAA
Molecule: messenger RNA, 4718 nt
Organism: Myxocyprinus asiaticus (Chinese sucker)
Lineage: Eukaryota; Metazoa; Chordata; Actinopteri; Cypriniformes; Catostomidae
Product: stonin-2-like
Exons: 4
Coding region: 614-2737 (707 amino acids)
Biological process (GO): regulation of endocytosis; clathrin-dependent endocytosis; synaptic vesicle endocytosis
Cellular component (GO): AP-2 adaptor complex; synaptic vesicle
Molecular function (GO): clathrin-cargo adaptor activity
Source: RefSeq, a predicted model, not a curated record